This is a messenger RNA of Myxozyma melibiosi, 927 nucleotides long. RefSeq lists its product as uncharacterized. The record is from RefSeq and is a predicted model, not a curated record. Gene Ontology annotation, molecular function: transcription cis-regulatory region binding; DNA-binding transcription activator activity, RNA polymerase II-specific. Gene Ontology annotation, cellular component: RNA polymerase II transcription regulator complex. NCBI's taxonomy places the organism in Eukaryota, Fungi, Ascomycota, Lipomycetes, Lipomycetales, Lipomycetaceae. Gene Ontology annotation, biological process: regulation of DNA-templated transcription. The transcript has 2 exons. The coding region runs from base 1 to 927 and encodes 308 amino acids.
AUGACAAAUCCAGCCGCAGAUAGUGCGGCUACUCACUGCUUGUUGCGUUCUUGGUCGAGAAAGGUGCUGAAACACCUUUCUCCGCGAACAGCAGACCACACUCGCCCCGGAGAGAAGACCAGCGUCGGGACAGUGGCACUUAGAGUUCAAGCUCAAACCCUAAUCCGAGGUAAGGGCUUCCGCGUAGGUUUAUUACAUAACUGGCCCGCCUUCUCUUCCUCAUCAUCUUCGUUUUCGCCCACUGCGACUAGUCAUCCAUCCUCCUCCUCGACGCGCCGGUUCUCUGCCUCAGCACCUGCUCUCCCUCCGCUCCCUUCGCUCUCUUCGCUGCUACGCUCCGCAAACAUGGAAGACCGGUUGAUCCCCUCUGAAACCGACCACCUCGCCGACGGAAAGGCCCUCGCCGCCGCCUCCGCCUCCGCGGCCGCAUCCACGCCCGCCGUCGCGUCGCCGCUCGCGACUCCCGCGCCCGCGCAGCCCAUCUCCCCCUCCGCGCACUCCGCCGGCUCGCAGUCGCCUUCCGAGAGCGUGCCGCCCGUCGGCGAGAGCUCGCGCCACGGCAGACAGCUCUCGACCUCCAAGCGCGCUGCCCAGAACAGAGCCGCCCAGCGCGCCUUCCGUCAGCGCAAGGAAUGCUACAUCAAGGACCUCGAGGCAAAGUUCGACGAGCUCAAGGCCUCCAAGGCUAUCAUCGACGGUCUACGCGCUGAGAACGUCCAAUUACGCGACUACAUCCUCGCGCUCCAGUCUCGUCUUAUCGAGCAGCCCGGCGUCGGUGGCAGUGGCGUGCCCACUCCUCCUGCUGUUUACGCUCGUCGUCCGAUCGACUUUAUGCACGAGAGCAACCUCCACGAGCAGCACAACAACGCCGCCGUCUCGCUCUCUGAUAUCGGCAAGGACGAGCAGCUGUCUGAGAAGGCUCGUUGA